Molecule: messenger RNA, 869 nt
Organism: Daucus carota subsp. sativus
Lineage: Eukaryota; Viridiplantae; Streptophyta; Magnoliopsida; Apiales; Apiaceae
Product: probable phospholipase A2 homolog 1
Exons: 4
Coding region: 164-613 (149 amino acids)
Biological process (GO): lipid catabolic process; phospholipid metabolic process; pollen germination
Molecular function (GO): lipid binding; A2-type glycerophospholipase activity; calcium ion binding
Source: RefSeq, a predicted model, not a curated record
AAGAGCCGAAACACGCAACUAAACCUUUUCAUCUCAAAUCUUACAAAACAUCUGGAACAAACUAACUGUAUCCAGAUUCAGUUUUAUACUUAUAUUUUUGUUUCUUGAAAAUAUUCGCGCCCUAUAUAAAUUUUAACAAGGACCUAAAAAACAAGAUCGGAGAAUGCUCCGACGUACUUUUCCGGCAGCAUCAUUACAUGUAUCCAUCAUCACUGUCAUCGUAAUCUUCUCGUCACUCUUAGAAAUCGGACAAUCGAAUGACAAUUCGCAGGAGGUGACAUGCAGUACAACAUGCGUGGCUCAGAACUGCAAUACAAUUGGGUUAAGGUACGGUAAGUAUUGUGGAGUAGGAUGGUCUGGAUGUCCCGGUGAGAAGCCUUGCGAUGAUCUCGAUGCUUGUUGUAAGGUUCACGAUGAUUGUGUUGGAAAAAAAGGUAUGAACAAUGUAAAAUGCCAUGAGAAAUUCAAGCGCUGCAUUAAGAAAGUUCAGAAGUCCGGGAAGCCGGGGUUUUCAAAUGUCUGCCCUCUCGAUGUUGUCGUGCCUGUAAUGGAUCAGGGCAUGGACAUGGCCAUUAUGUUCAGCCAGUUUGGCAACUCCAAGGUUGAACUUUGAUUGAAACAACAAACUCAUUCCACACUGGAAUUUUGAUUUAGUAUAGUCAUUCCUUGGUGUAACUACCACAUCAUUUUAAAACUAAAGAACCAUUCUAAAACUUUGUCUAAGCAUUUUUUUAUGUAAUUGGCAACUGAAGUGUCUACCUAUGUUUUUUUAUGUUUUGUCUGGUUUUCUUAGGUUGUAGUUGUGAUGAUUGUUUAAAGUGUGGGCCACAUAAUUAGUAAGAUGACACUAGAAUCAUGCCAUUCUUUCA